Microcebus murinus (gray mouse lemur) is the source of this 4005-nucleotide messenger RNA. The record is from RefSeq and is a predicted model, not a curated record. Lineage: Eukaryota; Metazoa; Chordata; Mammalia; Primates; Cheirogaleidae.
AGUACAAGACCUGCAAGGACGGCAGCGUGCUGGGCGUGACGGUGACCAGGAUCGCGCUGCUGACCCACUGCCAAGCCCUGACCCAGGCGUGCGGCUACACGGAAGCGGAGACCAUCGUGAACGUGCUGGACUUCAAGAAGGACGUGGGGCUCUGGCACGGGAUUCUGACGAGCGUGAUGAACAUGAUGCACGUGAUCAGCAUCCCCUACUCGCUGAUGAAGGUGAACCCGCUCUCCUGGAUCCAGAAGGUCUGCCAGUACAAAGCCAAGGUGGCCUGCGUGAAGUCCAGGGACAUGCACUGGGCGCUGGUCGCGCACAGGGACCAGAGGGACGUCAACCUGUCUUCCCUGCGGAUGCUCAUCGUGGCGGACGGGGCCAACCCCUGGUCCAUCUCUUCCUGCGACGCGUUCCUCAACGUCUUCCAAAGCAAAGGCCUCCGGCAGGAGGUCAUCUGUCCCUGCGCCAGCUCGCCGGAGGCGCUCACCGUGGCCAUCCGGAGGCCCACGGACGACAGCAACCAGCCCCCGGGCCGGGGCGUGCUCUCCAUGCACGGGCUGACCUACGGGGUCAUCCGCGUGGACUCGGAGGAGAAGCUGUCCGUGCUCACGGUGCAGGACGUCGGCCUGGUGAUGCCCGGAGCCAUCAUGUGCUCGGUGAAGCCGGACGGGGUCCCCCAGCUGUGCAGGACGGACGAGAUCGGGGAGCUCUGCGUGUGUGCGGUGGCCACCGGGACCUCCUACUACGGCCUCUCGGGCAUGACCAAGAACACCUUCGAGGUGUUCCCCAUGACGAGCUCGGGGGCGCCCAUCAGCGAGUACCCCUUCAUCAGGACGGGCCUGCUGGGCUUCGUGGGCCCCGGGGGGCUCGUCUUCGUGGUGGGCAAGAUGGACGGCCUCAUGGUGGUCGGCGGGCGCCGGCACAACGCGGACGACAUCGUGGCCACGGCGCUGGCCGUGGAGCCCAUGAAGUUCGUCUACAGGGGAAGGAUAGCUGUGUUCUCAGUGACAGUCCUCCACGACGACAGGAUCGUGAUCGUGGCGGAGCAGAGGCCGGACUCCACGGAGGAGGACAGCUUCCAGUGGAUGAGCAGGGUGCUCCAGGCGAUCGACAGCAUCCAUCAAGUCGGCGUUUACUGCCUGGCCUUGGUGCCGGCGAACACGCUCCCGAAGACCCCGCUCGGCGGGAUCCACCUGUCGGAGACGAAGCAGCUCUUCCUGGAGGGCUCGCUGCACCCCUGCAACGUCCUCAUGUGCCCCCACACCUGCGUCACCAACCUGCCCAAGCCCCGGCAGAAGCAGCCAGAAAUCGGCCCUGCCUCUGUGAUGGUGGGGAACCUGGUCUCGGGGAAGAGGAUCGCGCAGGCCAGCGGGCGGGACCUGGGCCAGAUCGAAGACAACGACCAGGCCCGAAAGUUCCUGUUCCUCUCCGAGGUCCUGCAGUGGAGGGCGCAGACCACGCCGGACCACGUGCUCUACACGCUGCUCAACUGUCGGGGCACGAUCGCCAACUCGCUGACCUGCGUGCAGCUGCACAAGCGGGCGGAGAAGAUAGCCGUGAUGCUGGCGGAGCGCGGCCACCUGCAGGACGGUGACCACGUCGCCCUGGUGUACCCGCCGGGAAUCGACCUCAUCGCCGCCUUCUACGGCUGCCUGUACGCCGGCUGCGUGCCCAUAACCGUGCGCCCCCCGCACCCGCAGAACAUCGCCACGACGCUGCCCACCGUCAAGAUGAUCGUGGAGGUGAGCCGCUCCGCCUGUCUGAUGACCACACAGCUGAUCUGUAAAUUGCUGCGUUCCAGGGAGGCGGCGGCCGCCGUGGACGUCAGGACGUGGCCCCUCAUCCUGGACACAGAUGACUUGCCAAAGAAGCGGCCGGCCCAGAUCUGCAAGCCCUCCAACCCCGACACCCUGGCGUACCUCGACUUCAGCGUGUCCACGACCGGGAUGCUCGCCGGCGUAAAGAUGUCUCACGCAGCCACCAGUGCCUUUUGCCGUUCCAUUAAGCUGCAGUGUGAACUUUACCCCUCUAGAGAAGUGGCCAUCUGCUUGGACCCUUACUGUGGACUUGGAUUUGUCCUCUGGUGCCUCUGCAGCGUGUACUCGGGGCACCAGUCCAUCCUGAUCCCGCCCUCGGAGCUGGAGACCAACCCUGCCCUGUGGCUUCUCGCCGUGAGCCAGUACAAGGUGCGGGACACGUUCUGCUCCUACUCGGUGAUGGAGCUGUGCACCAAGGGGCUGGGCUCGCAGACCGAGUCGCUCAAGGCACGAGGACUGGACUUGUCCCGAGUGAGGACCUGCGUGGUGGUGGCGGAGGAGCGGCCCCGCAUUGCGCUCACGCAGUCCUUCUCGAAGCUGUUCAAAGACCUGGGCCUCCACCCGCGGGCCGUGAGCACCUCGUUCGGCUGCAGGGUGAACCUGGCCAUCUGCUUGCAGCCCCACAGGCUGUGGACACUGGCCGAGCAGGGAACCUCGGGACCUGACCCAACCACUGUCUAUGUUGACAUGAGAGCCCUGAGACACGACAGAGUACGUUUGGUAGAAAGAGGAUCUCCACAUAGCCUGCCCCUGAUGGAAUCAGGAAAAAUACUCCCAGGGGUCCGGAUAAUAAUCGCCAACCCAGAAACGAAAGGCCCAUUGGGAGACUCGCACCUGGGAGAGAUCUGGGUGCACAGCGCCCACAACGCCAGCGGCUACUUCACCAUCUACGGAGACGAGUCCCUCCAGUCGGACCACUUCAGCUCAAGGCUAAGUUUUGGAGACACUCAGACCAUCUGGGCACGGACGGGCUAUUUGGGGUUCCUGCGGAGAACGGAGCUCACAGACGCGAAUGGAGAGCGCCACGACGCGCUGUACGUGGUCGGCGCGCUGGACGAGGCCAUGGAGCUGCGGGGCAUGCGCUACCACCCCAUCGACAUCGAGACCUCGGUGAUCAGGGCCCACAAGAGCGUCACGGAGUGCGCCGUGUUCACCUGGACCAACCUGCUGGUGGUGGUGGUGGAGCUGGACGGGUCGGAGCAGGAGGCGCUGGACCUGGUGCCCCUGGUGACCAACGUGGUCCUGGAGGAGCACUACCUGAUCGUGGGCGUGGUGGUCGUGGUGGACAUCGGCGUCAUCCCCAUCAACUCGCGCGGCGAGAAGCAGCGCAUGCACCUGCGCGACGGCUUCCUGGCCGACCAGCUGGACCCCAUCUACGUGGCCUACAACAUGUAGCCGCGCCCGGCUCCCGUGGACUUUCGCGGAGACGCGCGUUCCCGCGUCCGCCGGGCGUGCAGGCGCGGGCGAGGUCGGCCCGCGGGCGGGACGGGCGAGGGAGGAGGACUCGCCGCAGCCGCGUCGGCGUGGAGACGAGACGUGAACGCACCGCUGGAUCUGCUCAGAAGGACUCGGAUUUACUGCCUUCAGUUUGUUGGAUGGAAAAGCCCAUUUCAAAGACUUUCUUUUCUUUUCUUUUUUUUUCUAAUUAUUGGAUAAUAAGUGCUUUCUUCGUAAAUGUGGUAUUUUGUUAAGCCGAAAUAGCAAUUAAAAAAAAGAGAUCCUGCCCUCCAGAUGGGUUCUUUUAAACAAUUUUAUGUAGUGUGGCAAAGAAUUGUUUUCUCUGUUUUUAAUGUGUCAUGGAACCUUGAUGACAUGGAUCUGUCACUAAUUUAAGCCAUUGCUAGAUCUCAUCCUUUUAGGAAAGUUUAUUGAGGUACGAGAAAACCUUCCAAAUAGCACCUUCCAAUUAGAUUUUAGCAGCUUUCUUUGUCAGAAAUGUGCUGAAGAAGCAAAGGCUGACACAUGGCCUUUGAAGUUAGCAUAGAACGAGAAGAAAUUAUAAAUAAGGUGUAUUUCGGCAAUUAUCUUGCAAAUAUCUUUGUACUAAACUAAAAAGAUAAAAAUAAGUUAACUUCCUCAAUAUGUAAUUAUGUACAAAACGUUUAAUUUAUUUUGAUCUCUUUAGAAGUAUAAAAGAGAAAAAAACAUUCAAGAAUAUUAAAGUCUUGUAAUGUUUGCUAAUAUAAAAAAA